AUGAACGUUGCACCUCGAAUUGCGCGAUCCUCGGCUCGAGCGGCUUCCUCGCCGUGGUCAUGUUUCUUCUGCCAGAAUGCCCGGCCGAAGCCUCAACGAACUACCCUCAACUUCGCCCGCAAUGCCUCCAACUCGCAGAGACCUGGACAACCUUACACCCCAACGAUGGAGGAGAUUCGGGCGCAUUACAGCAAGAAGAACAGGACGAUAGCUUACUAUACCUUGAGUACAAUCCUCGGAUUUGUCGCUCUCACUUAUGGCUCUGUGCCCCUCUACAAGAUGAUUUGCGCAACUACCGGCUGGGGCGGUCAACCUAUACGUGCUCACGGUGGUCCCGGCUCCGGCGAUGAAGGCGACCUUGCGAGUCGAGUCAUUCCCGUCAAAGACGCCACGCGAAUCAAAGUUACAUUCAACGCCUCCGUCUCCGACGUUCUCCCCUGGAAGUUUGUUCCCCAGCAGCGCGAAGUCCGCGUCCUCCCUGGCGAGACAGCGCUGGCCUUUUACAAGGCUACCAACACGAGCGACCAGGACAUCAUUGGAGUGGCUACCUACAGUGUGACACCUGGGCAGUGUGCCCCGUACUUCAGCAAGAUCCAGUGCUUCUGCUUCGAGGAACAACGUCUCAACGCAGGCGAGACGGUAGACAUGCCUGUGUUCUUUUACCUGGAUCCUGAUCUGCUCAAUGAUAUGAACAUGAAGGGUGUGGAGACGGUGACAUUGAAUUACACCUUCUUCAAAGCAAGAUACGAUAACAAUGGACGAUUCCAGAGGCCCAUGACGACAUAG
Fusarium sp. VM40 is the source of this 786-nucleotide messenger RNA. Lineage: Eukaryota; Fungi; Ascomycota; Sordariomycetes; Hypocreales; Nectriaceae. The record is from the annotation of a GenBank genome assembly.